CCCUCUGCCAGCGUUUCUCUAGCUGAUCGGAGAAGACCCGAGGGGUGGGCAGCAGCUUCUUCCCAUUGCAUUAGUUCAGCGAGCAGCAAGCACGUACUGUUGUUGGAAAGGGGCCUCAGUCUGCAGGGGAGAGGCCCCCACAGCUCAGAGCAGCAAGAGGCUCUGCUGGAACUGCCUGUCUCGCCUGGAGCCAAGCGAGCGGUCUUGGGAGGAGGAGGCGGCGGCGGCGGCGAGGAAAGGGGAGAGACGUGUCCUUUCUAGAAGGAUUGCAGGACAAGCAACAGAACAGCAGGAUCAGAAGCCCCCGUUCCUUUGCAGGGUAUGAGCCACCACGUUCCUUAUCAGACGCGUUGCGCGUGAUUAGGUACUCUGCCCUCGUUCCCCGCCUGGAGAUGUUUGCAGUGGAGUGUUGUUGUGCCCACGAUCCAGGUGAAUGUUGCAACAUCUGCCCUUCUCCCGCUGCGGCGGCGGCUGCCACAGACAAAAGAGCUGCGUGCAGAUUCCCCCAAGAAUGCAGCAGUGUUGAAAGCGAUGAGACUUUGUCUUCUGGGUACAAUUCGGCAAAUGGAGACAGCUGCGAGUCCUUACCUGAAGUUGUGGCCUGUGAUCCUAGCAGUUUGAUACCCCAGAACAACCUGCUAGAGGUUAUGCACAGUUUUUCCGUUCACAAGCAUUUCUCCUGGUGUGUUGACUACAGACAGCCUUACCUUUUGCUAGAUGACAAUCAAAACAAAACCAAUGAAAAGAAAGAGAAGAAAAUGGUUGCUCAGAAACCCCUUGGAACUAUAGAAUAUACUGCUGGAAGUCAGGACACCCUAAACAGCAUAGCAUUGAAAUUUAACAUCACUCCAAACAGACUUGUGGAGCUCAAUAGGCUGUUCACACACACAAUUGUUCCAGGGCAGGUUCUCUAUGUCCCAGAUACUGACCACUGUUCCAGUGCUGCUAGGUUAGCGUCUUCCAGUCCUGGUGCUCCUGUUUCUCCUUCAUCAUCAGAUGCUGAAUAUGAUAAACUUCCUGAUGCUGACUUGGCAAGAAAGGCCUUCAAACCAAUUGAGAGAGUCCUGUCAUCUACCUCGGAGGAAGAUGAACCAAUAGUUGUCAAAUUUUUAAAAAUGAAUUGCCGUUACUUCACAGAUGGCAAGGGUGUAGUUGGGGGUGUCAUGAUAGUGACUCCAAACAACAUCAUGUUUGACCCACAUAAGUCGGAUCCUCUGGUAAUUGAGAAUGGCUGUGAAGAGUAUGGGCUCAUCUGCCCUAUGGAGGAGGUUGUCUCGAUAGCCCUCUACAAUGAUAUUUCUCACAUGAAGAUUAAAGAUGCCCUGCCAUCUGACAUUCCAAAGGAUCUUUGUCCUUUGUACAGGCCAGGAGAGUGGGAAGACCUUUCCUCUGAGAAAGAUAUCAACCCUUUCAGCAAAUUCAAGUCCCUGAGCAAGGAGAAGAGGCAGCAAAAUGGGGAUGAUUCCAAAUCAAUAAAGUCUUUGGACAAGGAGAAGUCUGCAGAUUUUGAACUUCUUAAGCCUUCUGACAGUACUGUUUCAAUGGAAUCUAAGUCACUGGAACCUCCCAAUGACAUGGCCUCCGCUGAACCAUCUGAAAGGUCUGCUGUAGGGGGACAUACCAAGGAACCUUCUGGGGGAAAAGCUGCUUCAGAUUCCAAAACCAAAGAACAUUCCCUUAUUGGAGGAGGAGAUGAUGACUUCGUUGAACUGCAAGAGACUGCAUCUCCUACAAAUACCAGAUUAGACAGAAAAGAUGCAGUAAGAGAAGGUUUUUCUUUUGACCCCAAGGAGUCAGGGAAAGCCAGGUCACAAGUAACCAAAUCUCUUUCAGAAGUCCAGGACCUACUGGCAUUUGAUUCCUUGGACACAAAGAAUGAUGUUGAACCCAAAGCUGAUAUAGACUUAGAAUCAUGUGAGAAGCAAGAUGUCAUGCCAGAAGUAAACAAGUGUGCCAGUUCCCCGACAGGUAAGGUGGAGACUACACUGGACACUCAAAAGGAGCUAGAUAAAAACAAACUUAUUGAGUUUUACCUCAAUAAAGAUAAAGAUGGGUCACAGUCUUCUGAAAACCUACAUAAGGCUGGAAUUGGUGAAGGUGAAAACAAUAAAGUAACAGGCAUAGACCUCACACUUAGCUGUUCAGAGUCCCAAGUUAACAAACUUCUUACAGUUAAAAGUGGGGAGCCCGAUUCAAGCUGCAUUGAAAGGAAAGAGCCUUCACUGGAAGUCAACUUGCCUGCAGUGGAGGAAAAGGAUCUUAAAGAGUCUGUGAAAUCUUCAUCGGUACCAUCUCUGGACAAGGCGUGUCAAGAAACACAGUUGGACAAUAACUCAGAAAUCAGACUGUGGCUGUUACAGAGAAUUCAAGUACCAAUUGAAGAUAUGCUUCCUUCAAAAGAGGAGAAAAGCAAGACCCCUCCAAUGUUCCUGUGUAUCAAAGUGGGCAAGCCAAUGAGAAAAUCCUUUGUUACUCAAAGCACCACCAUGGCACAGCAGUAUGGUAAAAGGAGAAAGCAGCCGGAGUACUGGUUUGCUGUUCCUCGGGAAAGGGUAGAUCAUCUGUAUACGUUUUUUGUUCAGUGGUCACCAGAAGUAUAUGGAAAAGAUGCCAAAGAGCAAGGUUUUGUCGUGGUGGAAAAGGAGGAGCUUGAUAUGAUAGACAACUUCUUCAGUGAGCCAUCAACUAAAAGCUGGGAGAUUAUCACUGUAGAAGAGGCAAAGCGUCGAAAGAGCAUUUGCAGUUACUAUGAGGAAGAUGACGAUGAUUCUUUACCUGUCCUAAAGCACCACAGCGCGCUCCUAGAGAAUAUGCACAUAGAACAGCUUGCGCGCUGUCUGCCAGCAAGAGUGCAGGGAUAUCCAUGGCGGCUUGCAUAUAGCACGUUGGAGCAUGGAACCAGCCUGAAAACUCUGUACAGGAAAUCAGCGUCUCUUGACAGUCCAGUCCUCCUUGUCGUCAAAGAUAUGGACAACCAGAUAUUUGGAGCAUAUGCAACACAUCCUUUCAGAUUUAGUGACCACUAUUACGGCACAGGCGAAACUUUCCUCUACACGUUUAGUCCAAACUUCAAGGUGUUUAAGUGGUCUGGAGAAAACACCUACUUUAUCAAUGGAGAUACCAGCUCUCUAGAACUUGGAGGGGGAGGUGGUCGAUUUGGUUUAUGGCUGGAUGCUGAUUUGUAUCAUGGGCGAAGCAACUCCUGCAGCACCUUCAAUAAUGACAUCUUAUCCAAGAAGGAAGAUUUCAUAAUACAAGAUGUGGAAGUAUGGACAUUUGAGUGAAAUAAGGACUGCCUUAUGGACUGGGUUCAUUGAGGAUGCUGAAAGCUAAAGCCCCAGCACAGGCCUCACAGUGUAACACUUUUUCUUUCUGAUAUCCCAGCAGAACACGGCUACACAAAAACGUUCUGAGAGCCAAUUUUAAGAGGCAGAAAUGUAGAAAACAAUAAGAGGACCAAGUGUGUGUGAGUGUUUUUACUCUCUUCCCACCAACACUCCUUCAGUAAGGAAACAAGAUGCUAAUGAAGACAUUCAUGGUGUAUGAAUUUGUUUAAAGCAGUUUUGUUUUUUAUUUUCUGUAACUGUGGAAAAAAUACUGUGGGGGGAAAAUAUAUAUAUAUAUAUAUACAGUACAUUCCAUGUGUAUUUAUAUUACAUGUAAGUGCUAACCAAAAAGAAAAUCUACAACAUACUUUCUGUUUGCCAUGAAAACAAUAAUAAUCUGAAAUAGAUGAACAGAGCACUUAAAGGGAACAUGGUUUUUUUUAAAUCUUUUUAUUUAUUGUUCAUUGUAUAGUACAUUUGUUUAAAAUGUAGUAGGUAUGUUUUUUUCUUUUAAUGUUUAAAACCUCAGAAUUUGACAGAAAAAUACUACUGAGGUGUUUUUCAUAUGUGUUGGCAACAAAUCCAUUUGAUUUCUAAAGUUAGUUUUAUAUAUAUAUAUAUAUAUAUAUAUUAUUUUGUAAAUGAAACUUUUUUGUUUCUGUUUUGUUGUUGCCCUAAUUUAGGGGUUUUGUUUUUUGGCAGAAACUCUGAGUGCAUAAUUCUGGAUUACUUUCAGAGGGUGGGAGAGAGGUGGGUGCUGUCAGCUUUCAUUAUUGACUCUGCUGCCAUCUUCCUAUUGAUCGGGUGUUCUACUGGCAAUAUAUGGGACAGCAGGGCACAUUCUUAGGUAGCGUAACUUGUCGUAGCUUCAUUGACUUCAGUAGAGCUGUGACAGUUUAUACCAGCUCAGGAUCUCCCCCAACAUGUUUAUAUUCAUGACUAAGAAAAUGUCUGAAAAGAAACACAGGUUGGUUUUUUCAGCCACUUGCGUGGUGGCACAGAAAACUAGCUCUGUUUCAUUAGUCUUACCUACAAAUUUAAAAAAAAAAAAAAAAAAAAUCUUGUUUUUUAAUAGGGAGAAAAAUGUAAUGUGAAAAGUUGGAAGGAAUGUUCUUUCCCAUAUAGGCCAUAUUAUGUUGGUGUAAAAACUGUUUUUCUUGGUCAUUCUUAUUUGGUUUCCUUCCUGAAAAAGGCUUGAACCAACAUGCUAACUUAUGCUUUUACAAGUAACUAAUUAUUUCUUUUUUGGUUUAAUGAAGUGGCAUUUAAAUGCUGACCAGAAUUUUUUCUCUGGAGGGACAUUUCAUUUAUGAAAGGCAGAGCUGAACUCUAAUCCAGUUAGUGCUGUGAAAACACCAACAGAUACAAAAGAUAACUGAAGGAAAUAAGAAAAUACUUUUCUUUAUGGUAUGUGACCAAUUCUGCCUUGUCAAAAAACAUGGCUUUGUGGGUGUUUUUGUUUAAAAAAAAAAUUAUUUAAAUGAUAAUCUCUGCUGGUAGGAAAGGAAUACUGUCCUGCCUUUAGAGUUCAAAGCAAAAUGUAACACAUCAUACUGAAUCCAAUUAAUCAUCUUAAAAGAAGUCAGGUUAGAAAUGGUGUUGCACUCAUACUCAAAAAUGCACUGUAAACACUUGGAAUAUUCCACCACAGUAGUACAACUCCAGUUAGUUACUACUGUUCACCCUCUUCUCCCAUCCCCCAGAAAUAAAAGGGAACAACUUAGAUGCCAAGCAUCAAUCAGUCUUAAAGUCCACACAGAGGUUUCAUGCAGUUAAAAACUGAUGCUGUAAAAAUAAGAAGUCUGUAACACAGUGCACAUAAGCUAUUAACACUGUUUUCUACCACUUGGUCUAUCCAUAAAAAAAAGUUCUGAUGGAUUUAGCUGUAAGAUAUUUCAGAACCUGCUAAUAGCAUAGUGCUUUGAGAGAUGCUAGGAAUGUCCAAUAAUGUCUGCCAUUUUGGCCAGUUGCAUACCCCUUACUAGUUACAAGCAAAAAAAAUUGUCAUUUUACAUACCUAUCUCUCUUAUUUACCUACAGUUUAUUCCAUUACUCUGUACUUGUCAGAGCAUAUCUAAACGCUGUGUUCUGUAUUCAGCAGUGUUGUUCAUUAAAACUUCUGUGACCCUUUACACUUUAAACUAUGAAUAUUGAAUAUAUGUAAUGCAAUGCUAUCGCAAUAUUUUCAAUAAAGGAGUUUAUGCAUUCAGA
Messenger RNA from Caretta caretta (loggerhead turtle), 5537 nucleotides. RefSeq names its product nuclear receptor coactivator 7 (gene NCOA7). NCBI's taxonomy places the organism in Eukaryota, Metazoa, Chordata, Testudines, Cheloniidae. Gene Ontology annotation, biological process: regulation of transcription by RNA polymerase II; response to oxidative stress. The record is from RefSeq and is a predicted model, not a curated record. Gene Ontology annotation, cellular component: nucleus.